AGAGCCUUUAUAAGGAGUUCAGUCAAAACUCUGGCACUUUCAGACGCGAGAAUAAACGUUGAGGAACUAUCUGUAGUGUCCGACAAUAAUAGUGGCCAUCAAAAAUGGCAGCAUACACAUUACCGGAGGGAUUCUCCGAUUUUGACAUGUUUGCAUUCGGUUCAGCUCUUCUUGUUGGGGGUCUUGUCGGAUUCUUCCUCAACGCCGUUUCAAUAUUGGCCUAUAUUAGCGUAAAGCAAAUGCGAACUCCCAGUAAUUUCCUUGUCUUUAACCUCGCCGUGGCUGACAUUAUGCUCAAUACAACCGGCCUGAUCGCUGCAUAUGCCAGCUUAUCUUACAGACACUGGCCCUGGGGCCAAGAUGGAUGUAGCAACCACGCCGUCAUAGGGAUGACAGCAGUUCUGGCCUCUAUCAGUUUCCUGGCUACCAUCGCCUGGGACAGAUAUCACCAAUAUGUCACCAAUCAGAAGCUGUUUUGGAGCACGGCCUGGACUUUUUCUAUCGUUAUCUGGGGGUUGGCCAUCUUCUGGGCGGCCGUCCCUCUGACUGGAUGGGGAGUGUAUGACUUUGAGCCAAUGAGGACGUGCUGCACUCUAGACUACACCAAAGGAGACAAAGACUACAUUACCUAUAUGGGAGCCCUGACAGUCUUCUACCUUAUCUUCCCUGCUUAUGUCAUGAAGUCCAACUACGACGCCAUUUACGCAUACUUCAAGAAGAUCCACAAGCACAGGUGGAACACCAGCGUACCACUGAGGGUUCUGUUGUUCUGCUGGGGACCCUACGAAGUCAUGUGUAUCUACGCCUGCUUUGGCAACGCCAAACUGGUCUCUCCAAAGCUGAGAAUGUUGCUUCCUGUUUUGGCGAAAAUGAACCCUAUUUUCAAUGCUUGGCUCUAUUCCUUUGGGAACGAGUUCUACAGAGGAGGGGUGUGGCAGUUCCUGACUGGCCAGAAGUUUACAGAGCCCGUCGUUGUGAAGUUAAAAGGAAGAUAAAGGAAGUUAUUGUUAGUUACAGUCAUAUAACUGGAACGGUCAGAGUUUCUAUUUCCAUUCUACUCAUUCUAAUUCUAUGGUUACAGUACCAUAAAUAGAAUUAGAAUGUUCCAUGUUCCAUUCUACUCAUUCUAAUUCUAUGGUUACAGUACAAUACAUAGAAUUAGAAUGUUUCAUGUUCCAUUCUACUCAUUCUAAUUCUAUGGUUACAGUACCGUACAUAGAAUUAGAAUGUUCCAUGUUCCAUUCUACUCAUUCUAAUUCUGUGGUUACAGUACCGUACAUAGAAUUAUAAUGUUCCAUGUUCCAUUCUACUCAUUUUAAUUCUAUGGUUACAGUACCAUACAUAGAAUUAGAAUGUUCCAUGUUCCAUUAAACCAUUUGAAUUCUAUGGUUACAGUACCAUACAUAGAAUUAGAAUGUUCCAUGUUCCAUUCAACCAUUUGAAUUCUAUGGUUACAGUACCAUACAUAGAAUUAUAAUGUUCCAUGUUCCAUUCAACCAUUUGAAUUCUAUGGUUACAGUACCAUACAGGCCAUAGAAUUAGAAUUUUCCAUGUUCCAUUCUACUCAUUCUAAUUCUAUGUUUACAGUACCAUACAGGCCAUAGAAUUAGAAUGUUCCAUGUUCCAUUCAACCAUUUUAAUUCUAUGGUUACAGUACCAUACAGGCCAUAGAAUUAGAAUAUUCCAUGUUCCAUUCUACUCAUUCUAAUUCUAUGUUUACAGUACCAUACAGGCCAUAGAAUUAGAAUGUUCCAUGUUCCAUUCAACCAUUUGAAUUCUAUGCUAAAGACCAUAUUCAAACAACAACAUCAUCAUCAUCAUACAAUCUCAUUGCAGUAGAUUUCACAUUGGAAGAAUGCUAUCUGUACAAGGUUGUAAAGUAAAUGUUAAUUCUUUAUUUAGUUGGUUUGGGAUACCAUAUGCCAAUGUAGCUUGACAAUAGCGAUAUGGUGAUUGUCCAUUCAAAUAGACUUUGGGGAGAGGCACCUGUUCUUAGGUUGAAUGAUGUAUCAUGAUUUACUAGAGAUAAAUGGCUAGACAUGAUUGACUAGACACUCAUUGACCUAUGUUUUAGUAGAAAUACCACAGUGCUCUUAAAAUGACAUGUUCAUGUUGAGUGAUUUCUUGAAGGAAGUAAGAACCAGUGUAAUCAACUGAAAGUGGAUGAGACUGAAUUUUAGUGGAGUCAUGAUAAUGUAAUACAGAUUUUAUAUCCAAUAGCU
Molecule: messenger RNA, 2222 nt
Organism: Oncorhynchus masou masou (cherry salmon)
Lineage: Eukaryota; Metazoa; Chordata; Actinopteri; Salmoniformes; Salmonidae
Product: RPE-retinal G protein-coupled receptor-like
Exons: 7
Coding region: 105-995 (296 amino acids)
Biological process (GO): G protein-coupled receptor signaling pathway; phototransduction; cellular response to light stimulus
Cellular component (GO): plasma membrane
Molecular function (GO): G protein-coupled photoreceptor activity
Source: RefSeq, a predicted model, not a curated record